This is a messenger RNA of Sinocyclocheilus grahami, 1570 nucleotides long. RefSeq lists its product as uncharacterized. NCBI's taxonomy places the organism in Eukaryota, Metazoa, Chordata, Actinopteri, Cypriniformes, Cyprinidae. The record is from RefSeq and is a predicted model, not a curated record. The coding region runs from base 1 to 474 and encodes 157 amino acids. The transcript has 3 exons.
AUGAAACUCAACCGUGGCAGGAGAGCUCGUGGGCCCAUUUUAUGCCCUUAUUUUUUGUGUCUCACUGAUGUUUCUAAAUCUGUACAGGAUGUGAUAGGUUGUACCCAGGAGAUGGACUUUAUCCUUUGGCCCCGCAAUGAUAUUGAGAAGAUUGUCUGUCUCCUGUUCUCUAGAUGGAAAGGGGCUGAACAUGAACCAUUCAGGCCUGUUCAGGCCAAGUUCGAGUUUCAUCAUGGAGACUAUGAAAAGCAGUUUUUGCAUGCUGUUGGUCGGAAGGACAAGGCUGGGAUGGUUAUGAACAACCCCAAUCAGUCUGUCUUUCUCUUUGUGGACAGACAGCACUUACAGACUCCAAAAACCAAGCUCACCGUUUUCAAGUUGUGCAGCCUCUGUCUCUACCUGCCACAGGACCAGCUCACCUGUUGGGGGGUUGGAGACAUCGAGGACCACCUCCGCCCAUACAUGCCUGACUAGGAGAAAUGCACGGAAGACACCCCUCGAGGCCUCGAAGCAAGUUGACCUCAUCUACAAAUCCCUCAGUUGAAUAGAUAUGAACUUGUGCUUGGAACUCUCCUUUUUGUUAACCACUCAUUUUCAUCGUGAGAUUUAAUUUAGCUCCUUUUUUAUUUAUUUUUUAAUUCCUCCCUCAACCAAUCUUGCUUUGGUUCAUCCCAUCUCCCCUCUCUUUGAUCAGUUUUUAUUUGAACCUGCAUGAACAUUGAUUUUGAGUGGUUGUUCUCUUGGAGCUGCACCGUCAACAAUACCAGUCACCGAAGGAACUCUUUACGUUACGAAAACAAAACAACAAAAAAAAAGGAAACCAAUGACAGAGGGUCUCUCACGUGUGGUCCUCGUGUGUUGGACUGGCUUUAACAUCACUGUUGUGAGGGAAAGUUAACAUGUCUGUUAUAUUGAGUAGGGAUUUCAUGAGUAAUGACAGUCAGUGACAGGACAAAAGAGCUUGGGUAGUCUUCCUCAAAAGGCUUCUAUUACAAGGCGAACAACACUUGUUAACUCGUUUGGUGUAGGCAUUGCUUCUCAUUCAGUUACUGCCUUAGUUUUUGCUGGACAUUUUAAUUUGAGUGUCAUUACUUGCCUAUAAUAUGACAAACCUUGUUUGUUUUUAUCAUUUCUGGAGGAGUGGUGCCUGAUGGGGACGGAGGUGCGGUGUGUGAUGUAUAUCUAAAAUGGUUGACAAACUCUGUUGGAGGAAUUCUGAUGUGUUUUUUUCUUGGGAUAGUUGGGAUGGUAAUUGUCACCAUUUGAGCAACUCCGAGAUAUACAUACAAGCUACUGAUACCGGAUGUAAUCAUUGGUGGUGGGUAUGUUAAAGCUUGUGUACCUAAUGAGAAAUUUCAUUGAGAACCACCCUGUUCUGAGAGUACUAAAUAUUGCAGUGCUUAGGACUUGGUAUCUGUAAGCCAUCUUUGUCCGUUCUUCAGGCAUAAAAAUCCUUUAAAAAUAUCUUUGAAAUUCUGAGUUCACGUCGAAGGGGAAGGUGGGUCUUUGUCUUUACUUUGAUGUACCCAUUGUUUGAAUAAUUCUGUUGAAAUAAACACUGCUGAAUAUA